AUGGACCAGGUACACGAAUUGAGUAAUACACCGAGCCCAGGUUCUACCGACCUGGCCACAAAACAAAAUUUGGAAGCCAUUAUAAGCGAGCAUGGUUUUCCGGUGGUCAAAAUAGAGGAGUAUCAUGAAUCUGCAGAUGAGACGCCAGUCAAAACGCGCAGAAGAACGGCCAAACCUGGCAACAAACCUAGCACGCCGCACACACUCAGCGCCGGUGGAGGCACGCAAAGUGGGAGCACUCGUCGUCGACGUUCUAGUAGCCGCACUUCGAGUAAAAAUUUGAAGAGCACCACAGACAUUUCGCCUGCUUCAAUGAUAUUCCGGAAUUUGUUGAUCCUCGAGGAUGGCCUGAGACGACAAGCGCGAAAGCAGAAAAUUUUGAAAUGGCAAUUCACACUGUUCUUGUCUCUGCUGAUAGGAAUCGCGGCUUCUGUAUUCUACGAGCUGUACUUCUCGCAGGAGACGGUGCGCGGAGUUUACAAAGUGGCGCUUCAAUUUAUUCUAAUAUUCAUAUUGGUCACAGUGGUAUUGUUUCACUUGAGCGGCGAAUACCGCCGUACCAUAGUGAUUCCUCGCAAAUUCUUCACCUCCACAAACAAGGGUAUACGACAGUUCAACGUUAAGCUGGUAAAAGUGCGAAACACGAUCCCGGACUUGAGCAUUGAUCUAGUACGAUGGAUGUGCCGAAAAGCUGCCCUCGUGAACUUGGCCAUGUCACGGAAGAUCUUGCCUUCGAGAAUGGUCGAGAAAAGCUGGACGUCGCGUUUCUGGAACUCUGUGGCACUGCGGUCUCAGCCGCGAAUCGGCGCUAUAGACGUAAAGAUUGUGUUAAACCCUAGAGCUUUCAGCGCCGAGAUUCGCGAAGGGUGGGAAAUCUACAGAGACGAAUUUUGGGCUAGAGAGGGAGCUCGUAGACGUAAGCAAGUAAAUGACCUGAGUCCCUAG
This is a messenger RNA of Lachancea nothofagi CBS 11611, 945 nucleotides long. The record is from the annotation of a GenBank genome assembly. Lineage: Eukaryota; Fungi; Ascomycota; Saccharomycetes; Saccharomycetales; Saccharomycetaceae.